UCCGCAGGAACCCCAGUAUAAAAAUGCAGCCCGUUCUUUUUCGUCGUAUUUGGUCGCCAAAAUGGGGGUCACGGUCCCAGGCGUUCCUACCUGAGUCGCUGGGAACUGGGGAUGAGAAUCAUAACUGCAUGCUAAUCAAUGCAAAUCUAAACCCUGUUUUCUUCGUUCCUUCUGCUUCGGUUCGUGGGAUAAUAAAGUUGUUGCGUGAAGAAAUCUUUGGAAAGUGCUAUGCCUUAUAUGAUCAUCCCACAUACAACCGCACUCGCCAUUCGUGGUAGGCCCACACUAAAAGAUGUAGAGCUUUUUCGGAACGGGUCGGUCCACGAAUYUUAUAGCUUGAAAGCGUUGAAAUCUUUGAAAACAUGUAAGCUUACUAGCCAAAUUCAUACUAGUUAUCACGAGGUAACAAAUGAGCUAUAUUCGACACAAACCUCGACAACACUACAAAAACUAUGACUAGUGACUCAACAGAAAACUAUGACGUUGAAAUGAACACCUUAGAUGUUGAAAUAACAGAAAAUCUCCUUGAGCAGAACCUCGAAGGUCAAGCAAACAACAACAAGCAAAUCGCCAUAUUGGAUAAAGAAUAUAAUAAGCGAAGCAACUUGAAAAGUAAAUAUCUAAGUUUAACUUUCUUGAUAAAUAUCCYGAUUCAUUUCUUUGCUUUUGUUGUAUUCAAUAGUCGUAAAAUACGAUUUGAUUUUGCACAAAUAACCAUUUGUGUUUAUAUCGUACAAGCGAUUGUGAACAUUAGUUUGGUUUACGUAUGGAGUCGCACGUGCUUAGUAAAAGACGUGGUAAAUACUCUUGGUGUCUGUAACAUGCUAGAAAACGUUAUCCAUUCUACAAAUGUACAUGAACAUAAUGAUGUUUUAGUGUCAAUAAAGGUACAAGAAUUCAGAUAUCGUUAUGCUAAGUAUGUAUUUCAUAAUUGUCAUGUUGAAUGUGAUAGUCAUGGCUCUAGACGCGAUCAUGAACCAAGCAGGGUACCAGUGAACAGAUUAAAACGUGUCUUUCAAAAAAACAGAAAACUAAGGAGUUAUGUAUGCAGAAAUUUAAGUAAAAACACGCCUAAGUCAUCGAAAGUUCAUUGUCUUAUUAAAAAUAUUGCAACGAAAAAAAGAAGUAUGUGGUACAAACCAGGUAUCAGAUUUGUACAAAAAAUGAGAAGGAAACCAAUAUUUAGAACAGGAAAACUUAACUCUUCAAUGAGAUAUGUUUACAAUUCCAGGAGAGAAAAAUAUAGGGAUAAAUGUCUCAAAUACAUAAGGUGGUUUUCGUGUAAUUUCCCAUAUAGUGAGUAUAAGGGUUUAGAUCAUAAAAGCAACUGUGCAAAUUACAAGCUUUUUAAUGAUAUAGAGAAAAACCCAGAUCCAGCUGUCACCCACCAUGUUGAUGCUAGUAAAACAGUAAGUGCUGCAUAUAGUCAAGGGGAUGUUGUUACAUUUGGAGAAAAUGCCGGGCAACAAUGUGUUGCAAUGAGUUUAUAUGCUUUAAUUUAUCACCAAAUGAAAGGGAUAACCAACUCUGAUAACUUAAAACAAAUCAUGCAUAUUGGGGUUCAAUUGUUUUUACUGUUAACAGAAUUACCGGCAAUGCUUACAGUAUUAUAA
Messenger RNA from Actinia tenebrosa (Australian red waratah sea anemone), 1613 nucleotides. RefSeq lists its product as uncharacterized. The record is from RefSeq and is a predicted model, not a curated record. NCBI's taxonomy places the organism in Eukaryota, Metazoa, Cnidaria, Anthozoa, Actiniaria, Actiniidae.